UCUAAAACAAUGAGCGAUCUGAGUUGAAUUUGCAUUUACAGGGCGUCUGAUAGGCGGGCGGAUGGGUUCGUUGGGUCAGGAUCUACGGCGCUUUUUAUCAUUGGAGCACACAAAGUUGCUGGGAAAGCAGGCGUUAGGGAAGUGAAAGAUUGGGUUGAGCCGACACUACAUGGCAUAACUGGGUUUUGUUUUUGGGAUGAUGAUACCACGGCUCAGACUGAUUAUCUGGCAUUUCUUUCCUGUCUUUGUUCUCACUUUGAGGAUCUACAGUAACAAAUCAAGAAGAAUGCUCCGUUCAGCAUCUUCAAGCUCAUUAUCCCAGCUCUACAUUCCUGGCGAUCCCAACCCAGCUGUGACAAUGUAAAAAGAACAGAACU
This is a messenger RNA of Parathielavia appendiculata, 377 nucleotides long. RefSeq lists its product as uncharacterized. NCBI's taxonomy places the organism in Eukaryota, Fungi, Ascomycota, Sordariomycetes, Sordariales, Chaetomiaceae. The transcript has a single exon. The coding region runs from base 200 to 364 and encodes 54 amino acids. The record is from RefSeq and is a predicted model, not a curated record.